This is a messenger RNA of Odontomachus brunneus, 1894 nucleotides long. RefSeq names its product clavesin-2-like. Gene Ontology annotation, molecular function: phosphatidylinositol bisphosphate binding. The transcript is spliced from 3 exons. The record is from RefSeq and is a predicted model, not a curated record. The coding region runs from base 280 to 1185 and encodes 301 amino acids. NCBI's taxonomy places the organism in Eukaryota, Metazoa, Arthropoda, Insecta, Hymenoptera, Formicidae. Gene Ontology annotation, cellular component: membrane.
ACAGCAAACAGUAUUAUAUGAAACGUCGAACCGAAAUAAUCACGCAUCUAACACAGCAUAUUUCCUUCUCCAUAAAGCAAAAUAGUCAAUAACUAAAUAGUUUUAUUUGUACUCCUAUUACAUAAUUUGACAAAUAAGAUCAAUUAUCUUCCAUCAAGACGGUUAAAUAAAAAUUUAGGAAUUUCAUAAAUAAACGCUCACCUGAAGCGAUAGAUAAGUCAGUUUUGACAGUGAAGUUGGAGAAAACCUUACAGAAAGUACGAGUUCUAAGUCUUAGUGAUGUGUCCCAUAAAGUAUAUUACUCUCGAAGAAGAACUAAAGAAAAAUCCAGAACUAAAGUUGUCAGAUAUACAGAUUCUAAGAGAAUGGUGCGAAAAACAACCUCAUCUGCCGAAAAUCGAAGACGUAGAGCUUGCCAUAUUUUUAUACCUUAGUUACUAUUACAUAGAGUCGACGAAGAAUACGAUCGAGAAUUAUUACACUUAUAGAACUCACGCGCCGGAAUUAUUCUCUAACAGAGAUAUAUUGAAAGUGAAACAAUUGCGAGAUAGUUUUGAAGUCAUGCCUCACAUUAUACUAGAGAGUACAACAAAGGAGGGAUACCAUAUAAUGGCAACAAAACUUAUUGAUACAAAUACUUCGCAUUACUUUUUCAAUGACAUAUUUAAUAUGAUUUUAAUGACGCUCGACGAAUUUUUGUGGACUUACGGUUCGGUAGUGGGGCUUAUCUACGUCUGCGAUGGUGCGGACAUCACAAUGGGACACGUGGGACGUUUCAACAUAACAACAAUAAAGAAACUUGUAUACUAUACUCAAGAUGUCAUACUGCAGCGUAUUAAAGGAAUCCAUCUAAUAAAUAUGUCACAGGCGACAAUAAUAUUAUAUAAUAUGAUGAAACCUUUCUUCAAUGAUAAAUUGUCACGUCUGUUUCACAUCCACUCGACAUUAGAAACCGUGAGCGAAUAUCUCCCGAUCGAAGCGUUACCUAAUGAACUUGGUGGAAAAGCAGGUGCCAUACGAGAAUUACAAGAUGUACAUUUAAAAAAGAUGGAGAACUUACGUGAAUUUUUUUUGGAGGACGAGAAGUGUAAACGGGUAAACGAAUCGCUGCGGAUCGGAAAAUGCAAGACAUCUAGUGAUCUGUUUGGUGUAGACGGUAGUUUCAAAAAGUUAGAUUUCGACUGAGUCAAUUUUACAAUAUAUAUCGUGUAGAGUUAAACAAUAAUGAAUUCAAAGAAGAAAGUUUUUGGAAAUAUUUCAGAUCACUUUCUUUUAAAGUAAUUUUUCUUAUAGAACAUGUUAUAGAAACUUAUAAAUAUUCAAAAUGAACGCAUACUUGCUACAUCGGUUGUUGUAACUAUUAUAAAUAAUUAUAAAAGCUAAUAUGUAAUCUACACGGAAAAAAAGGUUUAGUUGAAUUAACUAAAUAUCUGGUCGAAUAUGAAUGAUCCAGAAAUUCCGAUUGAAAUAACCCGAAUUCUGUUUAAGUUAACAAGAUUUUUGGUUGACUUAAACAGAAUUCGGGUUACUUCAAUCGGAAUUUCUGGAUCGUCCAUAUUCGACCAGAUAUUUGGUUAAUUCAACCAAAACUUUUUUCCGUGUAGCAUGUAAUCAAAUAUGUAAGCUAAUAUGUAAUUAUUAUAAAUAUUUAGUCAUUUUUUUGGCGAAACAUUACUUAACAGUGUUUCUCGCGCCAAUUAAUGUAUAUCAAGCCUAGACAAGUCGCUAUAGGUCGGCAAAAGCAAAACAUCUAGUGAUCUGUUUGGUGCAGACGGUAGUUUCAAAAAGUUUGAUUUCGACUGAGUCAAUUUUACAAUAUAUAUAUAUAUAUAUAUAUAUAUAUAUAUGUGUGUGUGUGUGUGUGUGUGUGUGUGUGUUGUGUAAAGUUAAACAA